AUGAUUCCCUUGGCCUUCUUUGACUUCGGCGAAUCCGCUGUGCUAGAUGUCAUUGGCUGGGUUGUGCGUCUUUUCUGGUCUAUGGACUUCCCUCUCUCUUGCUUGACCGGCUAUGCACUGGCGGGCGAUAUGCUGGAGAUGCGGCCUUCGAAGGUGCUUCCGCACUACGCGAAGACUUGGAUGUCACUAGAUGUAUCCAUGCUUGCAGUUGACUGGGCUGAAGUUGCCAUUGGCGGCGUCGGCAGUUUGAAUGCUGCUCGAAUGGGCAAGACAGUCAAAAGCUUGCGGAUGAUACGGAUGAUGCGGCUUUGGCGCUUGCUGAAUGUCAGUCAGAUGCCUGAGUUUGUCAGAGUGCUGAUUCACCACUACUUCCAGUCGGAGGUGAGCCGCAUUCUGCUCGACAUUUUCAAAAUUCUGGUAUUUCUGGUUUGGAUCAACCACGUGCUGGCCUGCUGCUGGUACGGCGUUGCAGAUUCUCUGGAAGCAAGCGACCACAGCUGGAUUCGCGAAGCACGCUUCCAGUCUUCAAUGAUCAUUCACUUGUACGUCACCUGCUUUCAUUGGAGCUUGACUCAAUUUGCAGGAUCCACCGAUGUGUUUCCUUCAAAUGUGUAUGAGCGGACCUUCGCAGUUUUCGCUUUGCUCUUCUGCUUUAUCCUCUCAGCGUCAAUUGUGAGUAGCAUCACCACUUCGAUGACGCGGCUGUCGAUUGCCAGAUCCAAGGAGACCACCAAGUUGACUGCCCUCAAGGAGUACUUGAGGGAGAACCACAUCUCCAGUCGCACUGCCCUGCGGGUGCAGCGCAACGCGCAAUACGCCAUCGAGGAGCAGAAGAGGCACACGCCCGAAGAGGACAUCGAGCUUCUGGGCUACCUUUCAGAACCAUUGCGGGUGGAGCUGCGCUUCGAGAUUACGAUGCCGGUGCUGAGGAAGCACGCCUUCUUCAACGUGCUAGAGCAGGAGAGAAUCCCGCCUUUGCGCGGCAGCUUUGCUACAAGGCAUUGA
This is a messenger RNA of Effrenium voratum, 1005 nucleotides long. NCBI's taxonomy places the organism in Eukaryota, Dinophyceae, Suessiales, Symbiodiniaceae. The record is from the annotation of a GenBank genome assembly.